UGUACGUACUAGGCCUACGUACUCUGUGUCUUUUCUCCCCCCUCUCUCUCCGGGAUUCAAGGAGAGUUGCGCCUGUCACGGUUUGCGGGGCGCCACCGAGUACUUGUUGGGAGCCCACCGGGUACUUGAGUUUUGUAAUAAUGAUCGCUUGUCACUGCGGACUUCCUCACAGAGAUGAAAAGUUCGAGACUCCGACGGUGUUAUCUUGAUCUUCGCGGGUGCAGUGUGUUGAUUUCUGAGUGACACAUCGGAAAGCGAUCUCGCUUGAGAAUAUUUUAUUUUCUUCCCGCCAACGUUCGUGUUUGGAUUUCUGAGUGAUUUACUGGGUGAUUUAUUGAGUGAUCUACGGUUUCUUCUGGUGCCGAUUUAUGGCGGAUUUUUCAACGGUUGACACAUCAAAUAGAAGGAAUAAGUGAAUUCAGAUCGCGAGAUUGAACGAACGUUUUGAGGAUGUAUACUAAAGGAAGAGAUGUUGGUGGAGGGGGAGGUCGGCCGAAUGAUGUGGAAAAACUCCAUUUACACAGAGAUGACUCGACAAUGACACAGUUAUGUGACUUGCAUGUGUACAAAGUGCCGACGCAGCUAUGGCGAGAAUCGCUCAACAACAUCCUCAACAAUGUCGUCACAGAGACGGUGUCUGUCGGCAUUAUCAGGGUACCGCUGGACCUCCGGCUGGCCCACAUCCGGGACGAGCUGGCGGAACAGCUGCAGCUGGAUGACGUCAGAGACUACGUAUUUCUCCGCAGUGUCGGCCGCAGUCUGACCAGGUUGAGAGGCAAGCAAGAAUACCAGCUGAAGGCCAAACAUUUCAUACCUCCGGUUGCCUACGCCCCAGAACUGUAUAUUCUUGAGGCCACUGCUGAGUUUCGUGACGCAAUGGCGAUGAGUGAGAGGAUGUCGCAGUCGCCUCCCUUGUCCCGCCGCACCUCCCCCUCUCACCGAGGUUACUACAGGAACGGAUACGGUGACUCAGAUACAGAGCGCGGCCACAAACCCCCCCACCCCCGGACCUCCCCCCCACCCCACAAAUACCCGGCCCUCCCACAGAUCGCCCCCGACACCGCCCACUUGCAUCCUUCUGACGAUAACGCGCGAAACGACCCGUACGGCCAAAGGCCAUCAACACAAGCACCGCAUGACCCCUACCACAGACAACACGAUCACAAACACGACCCGUACAAUAACAACACACAACAACAACAGCAACAGCAACAACAUCCGUACGCCGACCCUUACGGUAGCAACAUCAACACAGACACGUAUAGAAAAAGUCACGCGGACGGCGACCCCCACCAAUACUCGCGGAAAAACAUCGCGUACAGCGACGAGGACCUAGCCAAUGAGGCAUUCGGCAGGCCUCCCCCGCUACAGGACUACUUGUCCGACAAGACAGGCGCUCCUCGCGACGGACAGCCAGACACGCAGACUGCUACCCAAUCAUACCACGCCUCCGACCCUAUGCCCCGCCCCCUGGGCGAGCGAAGCCCCUCCCCCAGAAGUAAAGCCAGCCCUACUCGGUCAGCAGAAAAGGGCAGAGAGCGUCGUCAUGACGACGACAGCGGAGUGGCGGGACUGACGCCGGAGGAGGAGUACAACAGGAGGAAUAGGGAGGAAUACGAUAGCGUGAUGAGGAAGAGAGGAAACGGCAAGCUGAUAUAGACCGGAGGAAGCAAGAAGAAGAGGAGGAGGAAAGGAGGAGGCGGGAAGAAAGAGAAAAAAGGGAAGAAGAGGAGAGGAAAGCCAGAGAAGAAGAAAAUGAACGAUUUAGGAAGGACGAGGAAGAGGAGAGGAGAAGAAGAGAAGAAGAGGAAGAAAAUAGAAGACAGAGAGAAGAACGAGACCGACGGGAAGAAGAGGAACGACAGAGGAACAGAUACGAAGACACAAACAGGUUCGGAUCCCCCGCGCCGGACGCAUCGUCGGACCAAGUCAGAGACACAGAGUCAGCCAGACAGAGGAGGAGAGAUGAGAGGAAUCAGUUACUGAAAGACCUAGAGGAUGCAAAGCUGUCGAGGCAGGACCAAGAGAAGGAGCGAGAGGAGUUGGUGAAGAAGGCCAAGAGUAUGCAGCACAAAACUACCAACAGGAGAAAUGAAGCACGAGAUAUGUGGAAGAAGAAAUAUUUUGAGGAGAAGAAGAAAACAGCGCCCCUGGAGGAAUCCAGCAGCCGGUUACGUCAAGACCUCGAAGCCUUACAUCGCAGACUCAUGAACACACUGGAGGGGCCCAAGGAGAAAAACCUCAAGAUUGUGGACAAUAAACCUUCAAGGAAGAGCAACUAUGUAAUCCAAUGCACGAGACUGCAACAUGAGAUAGAGGACCUUCAGCGGAGAGUAGAGAAUGCUAGAAUGAAACUAACUGCUGAGAUGAAGCUUCGUAACCAGGCCCAGGGUGAACUGCGAGCUCUGAGGGCCGAACUGACGCAGAAGAAGACGACCUUGACAUCGUCCAGACAGCAGGCACCGCCCAUCUUGGUACAUCACAAGGAACCCUUUGGUGGGAAAGAAAAUGAGCCACCAGUAUAUAUGUCACACAGAAUCAAUGCGUCUCUAAAUAGCUUUUGAAAACACUGCACUGUACCAACGCAUUUUUAAAAGGAUUUUUGUAGAAAUGUGACAUCUUUGGGUAACUGUAAAGUAUAACCCUACCCUAU
Messenger RNA from Aplysia californica (California sea hare), 2653 nucleotides. Its product is annotated as zinc finger CCCH domain-containing protein 13. The record is from RefSeq and is a predicted model, not a curated record. NCBI's taxonomy places the organism in Eukaryota, Metazoa, Mollusca, Gastropoda, Aplysiida, Aplysiidae.